Messenger RNA from Conger conger (European conger), 4866 nucleotides. RefSeq names its product GEM interacting protein (gene gmip). Gene Ontology annotation, molecular function: GTPase activator activity. Gene Ontology annotation, cellular component: plasma membrane. The record is from RefSeq and is a predicted model, not a curated record. The transcript has 22 exons. The coding region runs from base 385 to 3852 and encodes 1155 amino acids. Lineage: Eukaryota; Metazoa; Chordata; Actinopteri; Anguilliformes; Congridae. Gene Ontology annotation, biological process: activation of GTPase activity; signal transduction; negative regulation of GTPase activity.
UGCUCAAUUUUGAAAGCCAGCCGACGGACAAAAACGGGGAACAUUUGCUCUGGAUACUUCAGGGCGUUCUUUUUCACCUGUACUUCUAAAUGGAUGAUACACUUUAAAAGGGAAAUGUGAGAUAUUUUAACUUGAGUUUCAAUUCCGAAAGCCGGAAUUGGAAAUGUUGCUUAAGUAUCCAAGUAGGCAUGCCACUACGGUUCUACCUGUGCCUGGUCACUGUGUGCAUACGUUGUCACAGGUGACAGAACCAGGGUUGGACGGGCUGAGACACCUUGACGUUUCCGGGACAAGUUCCAGGUGUGACAACUCCAGAGUCUAAACCAGUCAUGUAGGCUAGUUUUACAUUUUACUGACUGUAAACCAUUAAAUGUAAUCAGGAACAUGUCAUUUGCGGACCCAAACGCACCCGAAAGCGACGGCGGUCAGUCACCAGAGACCAGUAUUUGUGGUUUGCGGCACGUCAUGUAUUCUCUCCCCGAGUCUGGACUGGAGACUUCAUCUCUGGGUUCACAGGGGACCUGUGAUGUCUCCCGCAAGCUCCUGUGGACGGUCGCGAGACUUCGGAGAGUGGCCGAUAACAUUAAACAACUGAGACAACUUUUCUUGCGUUGUCACGAGUCAGACCUUCGUGGUCCACCCCAGAUGCAAGUGAACGAUGGACUCCAGGGCCUGUGGGACUCCCUCCAGCCUCUAAUUGAAUGUUACCCAUCCUUAAACUACCCGCCACUCUGCCAUGCUUUCUCUGCCCUGCGACUCUCUCUGCAAGACGUUAGGGUCCCAACCAAGUCAGAGACCAAGCGCUACAGCGAGAUUUUCCGUGACUUUGACAACCUCGAACUGUCCCUUUGUCAAGCUACUGUGGAUGAGCUGCUACCAGACCCCGACUGCCACUCCCUCACCAUCUCUACGGAAACCUCAGAGAAUGCAGAGCUGGACGAGAUAACGUCUGAGGAUGGAUACAGUGCAGAGCUCCGCUCUGAGGGGGACGAGAAGGAUGGCGUGCUCUCAGCCCAGGAUGCUGACCUGGCCCUGUGUCGCUGCGAGGGGGGUGUGGAGGUCGCCCUACAGUACGCCAAAAUGUGGUGCAAAUACGCCAAAGACCUGCUCACCUGGAUGGACAAGAGGCUUAGUUUGGAACAAGAGUUUGCCAAGAACAUCAUGAAAGCUGCGGAAACAGCCCGGUCCUCUGUCGCACAGCAGGACAUGAUGCCACUGCAGUACAUCUACACCAUGGCUCUGGAACAUGAUGUGAAGACCUGCACCAGCAGCAGGCAGACCGGGGAGCUUCUGCAGCAGCGGUGCUUCCAGGGUCUGGCAGCCAAGAGGAAUGAGAUCGAUAAGUGGCGCAAGGAGUUCAAGGAACAGUGGAAUAAAGAGCAGAGGAAGAUGGGCGAGACGCUGGUGGCUCUGAAGAAGGCCCGGCAGCAGUACAUGCAGCGCUCUGAGGACCUGGAGAAGGCCAAGGCAGGGGAGGAGGCCAUGGGAGGGCAGAGGACCCUGGACAAGAGGAGGAAGUCAAAGGACGAGGCGCAGGCCAAGGUGAAGGAAGCAGAACUCCUGUACAGACAGUGCAUCAAUGAUGCCACUUCACACCAAGACGAGCUGGAGAAGAUGAAAGAGCUGAUCAUCUCCCACCUUCGCAAACUCAUCUGUGCAGGGGACAUGGUGCUAAAGGAGAUCACAGUGAACAUGUUCUACUACCAGCGGCUGCAGACGGAGGCAGUUCCCCAGGGCUACCACAACCUGGAGCUGACCUGCCGGCCCUGUGAGCCAGGGGAGCCAUACCUGCUCUACGUGCGCCAGUGCCGCCGUCGCCAUCAGCCCCUGCGCACAUUCAUCUUCGAGGAGUUCAGCCCCCAGAGCAAGAGGUCGCCUCCAUAUCGGCGCAAGACCAGCAAUCCCCUGGUCUCCGGGCAGGACUCGUUCUUGGUGGAGGAGUCGCCGGCUAGACGCGCCAUCAACUCCAGCGAGAACAGGAGAACAGGGUACAGUGACAGUGAGAGCAUCGGGGGAAGCCUGGAGUCUCUGUCCAGCCCAGCCCACGGGAAUCGCAAGCUCCCCAAAGCCCCUUCUUCAGGCACCAUGUCAUCGGACGAUCUGGAUGAGAAGGACCCAGGAACUCCCUCUGAGAUGGAACCUGCGGAGCUGUGCAAAAUACGCACACAGUCCCGAGCUGCCCGCACUCACAGGCUUCGGAAGAUGAAGAGCAAGAUGGUAAAGUGCCGGCAGUGUGACAACUUCAUCCUGGUCAACGGCAUCGAGUGCGAGGAGUGCGGGCUGGCCAUACACAGGAAGUGCCUGGAGGUGUGCCAGCUGGAGUGCGAGCACAGGAAGGGGGCACUGUUUGGGGUGGAGUUCUCCCUGUUCCCACGGCAACACCCGGACGAGGUGCCCUUCCUGGUGGAGCACUGCACAGCUGAGAUUGAGAACAGGGCCCUGACCGUGCAGGGAGUGUACCGGGUGAGUGGCUCAAAGCCUCGGAUCCAGAAGCUCUGCCAGGCCUUCGAGAUUCAGGGAGACCAGGUCGACCUCUCAGACCUCUCACCGCAUGACGUCACCUCUGUGCUCAAGCACUUCUUCAAGGAGCUUCCGGAACCAUUGCUGACCUUUGAUCUGUACCAUGACUUCAUCACGGUUGGCAAGAAUAUUCAGCAGCUGGCGGAGAAGGGACCCAGUGCUCAAACUUCUGGGAUAGUGGAGGACAUCACACUCAGCUUGAGAGAACUUCUGAGAAGACUGCCCCCAUACAACUACAGCACACUGCAUCAUAUGGCCAUACACCUGCACAGGGUGUCAGAGCACUUUGAGGAGAACAAGAUGUCCGUGGGGAACCUGGGCAUCGUGUUCGGCCCCACUCUCCUGCGCCCCCUGGUGUCGGGGGACAUGAGCAUGAGUGCCCUGCUGGAGACCAGCUACCAGGCCCUGCUGGUGGAGUUCCUCGUCACGCACCACGGUGCCAUCUUCGGCCCCCCGCCGCGGCCCAGUACCCCGCCUCCUCCCGCCCCGACUGCACCCCUGCCCGCCACCCCCCCGAGGCUGGCCGGCGCCCCCGUGGCCGAGAGCCCCGACACGCCCUCCCGCGACCGGCCACGCUCCCUGGAGAAUCGCACCAUCAAGAGAGACUCAAGCGAGGGCUAUAUAUCGGACAAGUCUUCGUCCAAUGAGGCGGUGGACCGACUCAGCCCCGAGGUCAAUGAGAGAGCAGUCCUGGCUGUGAGGGGGACCAUGGCCUCUCACCCAAGUGACCCUCAUGGUGGCCCGGACGUCUCCCUGGGGCCUCAGCCGAGAGGCCACUUCAGCCGGACCCCCGUCAAAUACCAGCAGCAUCACAUUCCGGCUGCACUCCUGCGGGCGGCGGGGCCACAGGGGGGUUAUUUGGGCAGGGAUGAGAGGCAGGAAGGUGUGGAGGUGGGGGAGAUUGCACGACUGGGGAGUGCAGACAGCAGCUGCAGUUCCUCCCCGGAAUUGGGGGGCCAAAGACAGCCCCACAGCCCCAUAGAGAGCACCUCGAAAACUACGAUCCUCCUAAGCAAGGCUGGACAUGCCCCCAAAGACCCGUCGACCAGUCAGAACAUCCCCACUGCGGCCAAGCAGGAGGUGGCUCCAGCUUUGGUGGCCAGUCAGACAUUUGCCCUUCACGAGGAGGAAGUGGAGCCUGAGGGUAGGCUGGACUCAAUGGCCGAGCUGAACAGCAACCAGUCCAAUAACAGGUUCGGGGGCAGGCCGCAGGGCUUUAGUCAGUCACUGAGGAGACCACUGGGGGAGCAGAGGAGUGCCCAAAAGAUCCUGUCCGGCCUCAAACUGCGGCGCAGUGACUCAGGAAAAGGAGAGCAGAUCCACUUUGUAUGAGGCAUGGACCUGAGGCACACACACACAUGCACACCCACCCCCAUACGCACAUGCACACCCAGCCACACACAUACACACACACACACACACACACGUGUGUGCACCUGGCCAAAGCCUCGUUAGAAAUGCACUGGCCUCUUAAAGGAUUGAGGACUGGGGCCUCAAGUACUCAUACUCAGGUAGUCAUUUUGCUGAACAUAUCAGAGGAGGAUGGUUUUGGGGUGAGAUUGUGGUUGGGGCCCUGCCAUCUAUUUGAUGAUGGACAACAUAGAUACCCAAUCAUAAUGGGUUCCCUCCAUGACCAUUAUUAUGCUAAAAGUAUUUCCCUGACAAUCAGCGCUCUUCCUGCGCAGUGUGUGAGACCAGGUCACACACUUUUUUCCUCUUUUAAUGAUGCACUUAGAAGCUUAUGAUGCACACGUUUAAGUAUGAAAUGAUUUUCCUAAAUGUAAUUUUGUGUACUUUUUAGAUAUGCCGUAAGCUUUCCAUAAACAUGCUGUAAAAUUAGCUCUAAAAUAGAGUAUUGUGUCAUGGCUCCUAGAAGCACUCUACAUACUGUUUUCCCCCCUGAACAGUCUGGAGAUUCAAGUUGCACCUGUAAAGGUUAAUUAUGACUUCAGCCAUGUGACUGUGGCACUUUGAAAUGGACUAGGCAUUGUGAUUAACAUGACGGGGUGAUUGGUUGUUGAGACUAGACUAUAUGCAAAGUGAUCCAUGGUGCUAGCAUCCAGGGCCAAAACCUUUCAUGCAAUUGCUGUCCAUGUUCUCUUUGUUACAAAUAACAUGGCUCGACCUGGAGGGUAACACAGUUGAAGCUGGAGAAGAUUUAAUAUGCAUCACUCUUUGAACAUGCACUGGAAACCACACCCUCCUGAUAAUCAUCUUUAAUGUGAUUUACAGGCAGUCGGGAGACAUUCACUUCAACCAUAGGACAUUUUUCUUGCGGGCAUUCAGAUGUGUGUCCAUACCUGCCUUCAGCAUAUUAAAGUUUACCGUUAAGGAGCAAGACAAAAA